Molecule: messenger RNA, 832 nt
Organism: Schizophyllum commune H4-8
Lineage: Eukaryota; Fungi; Basidiomycota; Agaricomycetes; Agaricales; Schizophyllaceae
Exons: 1
Coding region: 206-571 (121 amino acids)
Source: RefSeq, a predicted model, not a curated record
CUUUCCUUUCAAACGUCCACUCGCUAGCCUCGAGAGACUUUGCCCGCUGCUGUGCAGUCGCCCUUUCAGCCUUCUCUUCACCAGCCUUUCUCUUCUACCCAAUAAACAGCCCGCCUGGUCGACCCAGCGAACGCCCUACACGAACACCCAACACGAAACUAGACCAGCCACCUAAACCCACCCACCCACCCACCCAACCACCACAAUGCGCUUCACGCUCUUCACCUUCUUCGCCGCGCUCGCCGCGCUCUUUGCCACCGUGCUCGCCGUCCCCGUCGCCCCCGCGCACCCCGGCAGCCUCAUGGGCCGCCGCUUCGUCGUCAGCGAGCGCGACGCGCCGCGCGCCCUCGCCGCUGCCGCCGUGCGCGCGAACCCCGUCACCAUGCGCAGGGACCACCCCGAGGAGUCGCGCGCGGACCGUUUCCAGAAGCGCCUCGCCCAGCGGGCGGGGCUGAAGGAGCGGAGCGAGGAGAGGGAGCAGGCGGAGGCGCCGCGAAAGCUUGCGAUCGCCGCGCGCAAGGCGAGGGCGCUGGGCAGGCAGGCGCGCCGCGAGAUGGAGCGGGCACAGUGAGGGAGCUUCCCUCGGCGCAGUGCAGGAGCUUAGGCUCCUGUGUACAUAAGGUCGCGUUGGCACGAUCGACCCCUGCGUGCAUGGACACUGGGCGUUUAGUCUCGUACAGGCUACGGACACUCUUGGGCACCGACUGGACUUGGCUCCCUACUAUCUAUCGGACUGGCUCCAUUAGUACUUAGAAUACACACAACAUGCUCCAUGAACAUCGUAACCCCCCUGCGUGCGUCAACGCACGAUGAGUGCAGGAAUGCUUGGACA